AUGGGUGGGAUAUUGCUUCCUACACUGACCGACUCGGUCAAGCUUGACCUCCAGCACCCGUCGAAAUGCUCGAGCACAACCGUGACCACUUUGCGACAGCUGCUUAUAGGUGCUGUGAACGAUGAACUGCCAAAGGAAGCGAAACCAUCGAAACGAGCGACGACAAGCAAGCCGCCUUCAAAAUCUACGCGACCCGUCAAGGCGCGAGGUGCUACGAAGAAUAUUGCUCCUCUAGAUCCAGCGAACGACGACAAGCUGCCGGUAUUGUCAAAACACGAGAAGCUUGUUCUUGCGACCGAAGUGUUCAAUAUCGCAUCAAAGCUGCUCUCCGAACAUAUCAAGAAAACUUCAGGCUCACGCAAUGCUAGGACAGCUGGAGAAAAUGGAAGUCAACGAGUCAGGACCACCAGCCCAACGAAAAUGCCGUUGCAGCCAACAUCGUCUAACCCAAAGGUGCAGCAGGCGGACAACCUGAAGGGAACUACCGAGGAUUAUACUAAAUCCAAUGGGAAAGGUCGAAUUAGUCUAAUUGCGGAAUGUGCCAUGCUAUCACUGGAGGCUCUCUGCGAUAUUCGAGUUUCCGAAGACAGCUUCGACCCUAACAACCUUCACCUCGGCCAGGGAAUAAAUAUACUAGUUGGGAAGCUGUUGAUCCUUGGACUUCAUGGAUUGGCCAUAAAGGGACUCUGGAUGCUGAAAUCUGCUAUUCAGGCUGCCAUCGAAGCGGAGCGGACAAAAAGAACCAAUGGGCUGCAGAAAAGGUAUAUGGAUUUGCAGAACUCUUCGCUGGAAUCGCUUCUGGAAUUUCGGGCCCUGCCUGAAAACGGACCACUUUUACAGCUUUUGAUGUCCUUUCAAUCCUAUGCUCUUAAAGUUCUUAUAACCGAAGGGAACCUCAGCACGAGUCAUAAAGCUUUUCAGCAACUUCGUCUAGGGAACCCAUGUAGCCCUAGCAAUACCAUUCUAGCGGCAAAUAAAAUCGGAAGCAUUACUGACGAUAAGGCAGCCCAACAACUCCAAUCUCAUUCGCAAAAUAUUCUAACUUUCUCAAUCAUACUCUCUCCUGCCGAGGAAAAGCAAGCUCCCGGUGCCCGCGCAGAAAACCCAACAAUCCCCUUGCUGUUGCAGUUCCUGGCAUUGGAAAUCCGCUCCAUUUGGUGGAAAUUAUCCGGCCAUAAAUGCGAUCUAACUAAAGAACUUUGGGGUCCCCUUUCUCGAUUCAUUUCAACUUAUGUUCGACGGUGCCCUAAUUCACAAAAGCAUGAGUUUGAUGCCAUUCAGGAUGCAUUUAAACAGUUGAACGCGCGGCUGGAGUCAUACAAGUACCUGGUAAAUGGCGAACACAAAUCUUCGUCAAUGGCUACAGUUGCAAAAACACUUGGCCAAAUAGCUUACAGCGCUGGGCGGCUAGAAAUCGCAGCUGAACUUUGUGAGGUUUCUUCUACGUCGCUCACGGAUACACGACCAUUGCAACGCGCAAUAUGCCAGUGUAGAAGAGCUUUGCUAAAGGUUGAAUCGGCAAAGGCACGGUCUACUUCAGAGUCUGAAAUUUUCGAGGCUGUCAAUAAAGCUGCAACGGAUUUGACUGCGUCCAUGAAGGGUAACCAGACUGAACUGGACGAGCUACUCAUGGAAAGUGCUCUACUUAAAAAAGCGGUUAUGAAAUAUAUAUCUCAGACGGAAUCCGCGCCCAGAAUAUUGGAGGCCCCAACUGCAACCUAUGAUUCGGCGCUAGGUUAUUUGAUGAGCUUUCUCAGGUUUCUUAUACGAUACCUAGCACCGGCAGCCCACGCUUACCAACAAGAUGAUGUGGAUGCAGUGACUCGGUAUCUACAAAGAUCUAGCAAUAUUGUUCUAGCGGCGAUAGAUUCAGUUAUUGCUCUUGGGAAACUUUCAUUAGGCGGAUCUUCGCUGGCAUGGACCAAAGUUGAGGCUCUCCUCCCCGUCUGUGUCUCCCUCAGUCAGUUAAUACAGAAACUUGGGCCGUUUUGUGAACUAGAGAGCUGCCCAUCUAGCGAUGCAUCAGUGCGACUACUGAGAAUAUCAAAUUUAUAUUGGGCAACUUAUAUGCAGUAUAAAGACCUUGCUAAGGACCCUGCUGAGCUGCUUUUACCCGUGGAACAGGCUACUAGUAUCCUGGGACAUUCCGCUCUUAAGGAACAAACAUCGGGGCUACUCGCCAUUAAAUUUGAGAGGCAGGCAGCCUUGUAUUCGGAUAUCGGCCUGUCAAAAAAAUCGUCCAAGGCGUAUAUAUCAGCAUUUCACGCCCAUUUUGAGGCUGGGGUGUUAGAAAAUGCCUGCCAAUUGUCCUCUAAGGAACACCCGCGUCAUAUCUGGAAAGACCCUAAGGGACCUGCAUAUGCACUCGGCCGGGCUUUAAAUUGCUACGUUAAGGAGCAAAUCAAACAUGGUUCACGGACAAACCCAGUCAUAUAUGACGUUGAAGACCUCGAAUCAUGCCAACGGGCAACUCUGCUUGAGCAACAGCUGAGCAUUCUCAUGGGAUUGUAUAGCCUCACAACGUCGACUCUAGUGACUGAAUCCCUUCCAUCGCUACUAUCCACAAUCCUCACUUUAUUGCCCUUGGAUACUUACCCAAUCCGCCGGACAAGGAUUAUACAUCAAACCCUGCAGUUCCUACUAGAAAAUAAUGCGGAUUGUAGCAAGGAGUUCUCCGAAUUUCUUCUUACCGAAGCAGCCCAGUGCUUAUCUUCUUCCAUUUUACCGUCUAAAGAUAAAGACUUAGUUCUGUUUCGGGAUGAUCUUCAGGCGUCAUUGAUGGUUACCGUGGCAUUCUAUUCGGGUGCAACGCCUCUAAAUGUUUUUGAGAACGCCAUUCAGACCUGGGUUGUUGUUAUCCAAGGCUGCGAGUCGUGGGAGGCUGUUCAGAGCCGGAUCGGGGACCCCCUCUCUUUAAUCCAUCAUUUACGAGGUCUAUCAGAUUAUCUCGAAGUCAGAGGGCUGUGGAAAUUGAGGCUAUCCGCCCUUGCUACUAUCAGUCAACUUCUUAUGUUGCAAGAUAGACCCGACUUCUCAAUGAUGGUUGCUUGUUAUUCAUCCAUGGCACUCCAGUAUUGUCGGCUAGGGUAUUCAGAAAAGGCCCACCAUCUGCUUACAAGAGCUAAGGCGGUUAUUGAAGAACAUACAAUAUCUCCUCAUGUCCUACUUUCCUGGCAUCUGAGCUCUGCAGAAUAUAGUCUAGAGAGAGGGGAGCAUUCAAAGAGCAUGGAACGCAUAUUCCAAGUUCAACCAGUAUUUGACAGCAUUUCAGGCGACCUUUCAAAGGAAAGUUUCCAAACGAGGGCUGUGGUUGAGCGGCUGGCAACGGACGCUGCGACUAUAUUAUCUCGGUCUUUCUACGGCGAUGGAUAUCCCAAUGAAGCAGCUUACUAUGCAAAGCGUGCUGUCAAGCUCAGUAGCCGAUUAUGGGCUAGGUUAGAGAAAUAUGUGGAAGCAAAGUCCGGCAAGCAGUGUAAGGAUAAGGUUUCUGACCCUGACUCCUUAGCAGAUGGUAUAGCAACUCUCAACAUUGAUACGAAUGGCAGCAAACCAUCAAAAUGUCACUUCGAGGGCUCAAUUUACUGGCCGUAUUUGUCUUCUCACGUUUCAGCGCUACUUCAGCUAUCAAGGAUAUCAGAUCAUAAUGGAAUCUUCCAGGAUGCAGUCUACCAUGGAGAACAAGCAAUAGCGGUUUGUGAUGCUAUUGAUGCUCAAGCGCUAUCCUCCCUCAUUAAGGCAGAGCUGGGUGAUCGUUUUAUUCGAGGGGGUCGUACACACAAAGGAGUUGAACUCCUUGAGAAAGUACAACAUCUCGCUCAAGAAGGAUGCAAUUCCCUCCAGUCAAUUUCAGUCAAUAUGCAUUUAGCAUCCCUCCAUGUCCAUCGAGAGGAAGCUGAAUGCGCUUAUCGCGUUGUUUCUGAUUCCAUUAACGCUCUUCUGGGCUUUACCAAUGACAAUGCUGUGGAUUCUCUAGACCCCUUUAUAGAUCCCAUGAAGGGCAUAGUUGAAGAAACGAGGAAUAUGGUUAUUUCUUCCCCCAAAAAAUCGACCACUCGUUCUACUACCCGCGCUACGCGCUCUCAAAGUGUUAGAAAACCACGCCAAACAAAAGCAGCCGCCCGGUCAAAAACGCCAAUUCCUACCGAAUCGGAAACUAUAAAAAAUCAAACCUUCGCUACACGACUUCAAAGCAGCCUCCUCAGGAAACAAGCCAUGCUUUUACUUGCAUCUCAACAGUUUGAGCAAGUUAUAGAUUUACUUGACCAAGCCGAUAAGAUCCUUAGCACAGAAACGGCAAUCUCCAGCCAUAACCUAUGUAGGGUCCACUAUAUGCUGGGGAUAGCGGUGGAGCAGCUCUCGGGGCAUUCCAUUUACUGUGUUCUCCCGGAGUCGACUAUUUCAGUUCCAUCGCUACAUCCGGGGGGCCAAGGCUUGAAAGAAAGCUCACGAUCAAAGCCACGGGCGGGAAAGAAAGCGAAGUCUGGCACUAAUUCCGGAUGCGACUUUUCGGAAACCCUGUCCACCGCUAGCAAAGUUCUUGCAGACAUCUCUUUGCCAAUAUCUAGACAUGGAUCUAGUAAGGAGGGUCAUGAAACUUCUUAUCUUCGAAGUCGAACGUCAAUGCUAGCCUUUGCAACGUCGGCAGCACGAAAUUCUGAUGUAGAUCCAUGCCUCAUUGCCCAUUCUAUUGAGAUGGGACGUAAUUCUGCAUUUUCGCGCGAUCGCCUGUCAAUUGUGUCCGACAAGGAGCUAUCUAAUCAGAUGAGCCGUCUAGAUUGGCCCACCCUACCAUCGGCUAACUUGGAUGUAGUGCCUUCGGAGGAGGGUCAGUUCAUGGGAAAAUACAUUAAUAUCCUCCCAGAGGAAUGGGAUGUCAUAUCGAUGACUCUUUGUCCCAGUCAAGAUGAAUUUAUUAUAUCCAAACUGCGGUCUGGCCAAUGUCCGCUGAUUUUGCGUCUACCGCUCAAAAGAGGUGGUGAGGAUGACAUGGACGAUAAUACGUUUAGUUUCCAGGAGGGAAAAGCAGAACUUUUAGAAAUCGUUCGCCUUGCCAAUGCAAGCGCUCAUAAUACGGGCACAGCACUUGGUAAGAAGGAAAAGAAAGCGUGGUGGGAAACCCGAGAGGAUCUUGACAAACAGCUACAAGAUCUUUUGCAAAACAUUGAGACUAUAUGGUUUGGAGGAUUCCGUGGCAUAUUUUCCCAGGCUCCUAGGAAUGAUCUGCUUCUGGGGAAAUUUAUAGCUUCCUUCGGCAAAAUCCUUGACAAGCACCUUCCGUCAAGAAAGGAGAAAAGAGGGAAAUCCAAGGCUAAAUACCCAGCCUUUGAUCCCUGGGUGAUGGAGCUUUUUGUCAAUAUCGGCAGACUUGACGAUGAGAUGAAUCCAGAAGAUGCUGUUAUGGAUCUGUUAUAUUACAUUGUUGAUAUUCUUCAGUUCCAUGGCGAGACAAACGCUUAUGAAGAAAUAGAUUUUGACAUGAUGGUGGUGGAAACGCUAGAUUUGCUGCACCGGUACGCGGAUGGUUGCAAGUGGGAGCAAACACCAACACCAUCCCGACACACGAUUUUGAUUCUUGACAAGUCACUCCAUGCAUUUCCCUGGGAAUCUAUGGAAUGCCUGAGAAAUUGCUCUGUCUCGCGCAUGCCUUCACUCGACAGCGUGCGAGAUCAGAUACUACGACUUACACCCCAAGAGAGGCAUGAAGGUGGCCAAUUCGGGUUCUAUGCUAGUCGAAAUAGCGGCACUUAUCUACUGAAUCCAGCCGGUGAUCUCAAAUCCACGGAAGCUCUCUUCAAGGAAUCACUUUCUGCAUUGGAGGGUUGGGCCGGCCGAGUAAAGACGGCGCCAACGGAAGAGGAGUUUGAGGCAUCAUUGCAAACUAAGGACAUCCUGCUAUACUUCGGACAUGGCAGUGGUGCUCAGUAUAUCCGUGGCCGUACAAUUCGAAGGCUAGAUAAGUGUUCUGUGACCUUCCUUAUGGGAUGCAGCAGUGGUGCGAUGACGGAGGCUGGUGACUUCGAGCCAUACGGAACCCCAUGGAAUUAUAUGCACGCUGGAACGCCGGCUUUGGUGGCAACUCUCUGGGACGUGACUGAUAAGGACAUUGAUCGGUUCACUGCCUCUGUGUUUGAGCAGUGGGGCCUUUUUCCAACCCCGACCCUGACUUCGAAAAAGCCCAUUCCACCUCCCUCAGGUAUUAAAUACACCGGUCAAGUGGGCCUGGACACAGCUGUAGCUGGCUCCCGAGAUACUUGUAUUCUCAAAUACUUGAAUGGAGCAGCGCCGGUUGUGUAUGGAGUUCCAGUGUUUUUGAAAUAA
Nannizzia gypsea CBS 118893 is the source of this 6318-nucleotide messenger RNA. Its product is annotated as separin. Lineage: Eukaryota; Fungi; Ascomycota; Eurotiomycetes; Onygenales; Arthrodermataceae. Gene Ontology annotation, biological process: meiotic chromosome separation; proteolysis. Gene Ontology annotation, cellular component: centrosome; nucleus; mitotic spindle pole body. The transcript is spliced from 3 exons. The record is from RefSeq and is a predicted model, not a curated record. Gene Ontology annotation, molecular function: cysteine-type endopeptidase activity. Bases 1 to 6318 code for a protein of 2105 amino acids.